This is a messenger RNA of Micromonas commoda, 1911 nucleotides long. RefSeq lists its product with no specific name. Gene Ontology annotation, molecular function: ATP binding; protein kinase activity; calcium ion binding. Gene Ontology annotation, biological process: protein phosphorylation. NCBI's taxonomy places the organism in Eukaryota, Viridiplantae, Chlorophyta, Mamiellophyceae, Mamiellales, Mamiellaceae. The transcript is spliced from 2 exons. The record is from RefSeq and is a predicted model, not a curated record. Bases 1 to 1911 code for a protein of 636 amino acids.
AUGGUUUCCUUCGCCAUCCCCGAGGAGGAAUCCCACGUGGGCGAUGUCGUCGAUGCCUACGACCUGGUCGAGCGGUACGAGCAUCGCUUCUGGGAGGCGCGCGACUGCUUCUCCCUGUACGACCCGGACGGGAAGGGGCGCAUCUCGGGAGGCGUGGUCGCCGAGGCGCUCGCGAGGUUCGGCGCGAGGCCGGACGGCGCGGGCGACGACGAAUGGGCCGCCGAGGUGGCGACCGCCAUGCGCGAGUGCGGAUGCGACGCGAACGGGACGGUGAAUUUUAACUCGUUCAAGCGUGUGUACAACCACACCAAGGGACUGGCGGAGAAGGACAGCAGAGAGGCGUCCAAGGCGUUCGAGAGCAUCGGACCCGGCGACCUUCCCAACGAGACGUUCACGGAGGGCCCAGCGCUGCGGGAUCCCGCGACGGGCGGGAUCGUCACCGCGAUCGUGCGAGAUUUCGCCCUGGAGAAGACCCUGGGCACGGGCGGUUUCGCCGUCGUGAAGCUCGCGACGCACCGCCGAACGGGACGCAGAUACGCGGUCAAGAUCAUGAACGUCACCGCGAACGUCGGCGGCGACAAGGACGCGGGCGGGAAAGGCGGAUCGGGGUCGGGCGGCGACGCCAUGAGCCUGGAAGAGAUCGCCGAGGAGAUCCGCAUCACCAUCAGCGUGAACAAAGCCAAAAACGCGGUGAAGGUGUACGACUUUUACCAGACGAGCGACCACGUGUACGUGGUCAUGGAACUUCUCGAGGGCGGCGACCUGCUCGACCUGCUGAUGGAGUACGGGGGCAUGGAGGAGGGCAACGCCGCGAGGGUCAUGAAGGAGCUCCUCGAGGGCAUGCGCGACAUCCACGACCGGUCCAUCACGCACCGGGACUUGAAGCUCGAGAACAUAAUCUUCGCCAGAAGGGACGACCUCAAGUCGCUGCGCAUCGCGGACUUUGGCCUGGCGAAGAAGAUGAAGACGGCGCGGUCCAAGAUGGCGGAUCAGUGCGGCACUCCCGCCUACGUCGCUCCCGAGGUGAUCAGCGGUCAGCCCUACACCCCCGCCGUGGACAUGUGGGCCGCGGGUGUCAUCCUGUACGCGAUGCUGUGCACCGAGCUGCCCUUCGACGAGGACGACCAGCUCGCCUCGUUCCGUCGCAUCGGUCGCGGGGACUAUCACGAGCCCGCGGUGCCGAUGACGACGGAGGCCAGGUCGCUUCUCGACGGCUUGCUCUGCGUGGACAAGGUGCAGCGGCUGACGGCGCCGGAGGCGUUGGGUCACCGGUGGAUCAGGCGGCACGCGGGGAAGCUCGCGGGGGGUGUCACGUCCCGCUCGCUCGCGAAGAGCCGCACCGCGCGCGCGGCCGAGAGCAAGCUCGGCGGCGCCCUGGAGACGAGGGUGCUCCGAGCUGGUGAUUUGCUCAUACGAAAAGGCGAGCGCGCCAAGGAGGUGUACCUCAUCAAGGAGGGUCUGUGCGAGGUGGUGAUCGAGGUUGACGGGAAGGAGGUCAUCGUCGCCGAGCGCGGCGCCGGCCAGUUCAUCGGGGAGAUGGGGGUUAAGCUCAGAGAAGAGGGGGCGGAUGGCGCCGACGAGCCCAAAAAGCUCAGCGUGGAUUUCGUCGCCGGACACGGAACUCCGCCGGGGUCGCGGAGCGACUCGGGGAUGCCGAAGGGCGAGAGCGGCGGCCGCGAAUCGCCGGUGGACGCCUUCAUGCUGAUGCGAACGCUGAUCAGGGUGAAGAACAGGUGGGUCGGGGGUAGAAGAGGCGCGAACGUGCGCGCCAAGACGGACCUCACGGUGACUGUCAUGAACGGUCAGCAGAUGCAGUGGAUCCUGGAGCACGACUACGGCGCCGACGGCGAGAUGGCCAAGGCGAUCAAGGACAGGAAGAAGGAGAUGGACAGGGCCCAAAAGGUGACAUGA